Ricinus communis (castor bean) is the source of this 4593-nucleotide messenger RNA. RefSeq lists its product as uncharacterized. The transcript has 42 exons. Bases 271 to 4404 code for a protein of 1377 amino acids. The record is from RefSeq and is a predicted model, not a curated record. Gene Ontology annotation, molecular function: oxidoreductase activity; NAD binding; NADP binding. NCBI's taxonomy places the organism in Eukaryota, Viridiplantae, Streptophyta, Magnoliopsida, Malpighiales, Euphorbiaceae. Gene Ontology annotation, biological process: carbohydrate metabolic process.
UUGCCAGUUUGAAAAACGUGGGGGCGGAGGUGGCGACUUUUUUAAGAAAGGCACUGUACAUUUUGCCCUCUUGUGUUUAUUAUAUUUACGUAUUGGAAUGGACUACCGGAACCAGACUCCGCCUCUUAAUUUAAACUCAUCGUUUCUGUCAUUCAUUCCCAAAAACCUUUAGCUCUAACCAUUAGAAAAAAGAAGAAGAAGAAAAAGAAUAAGCACACUCUGAUUUCAAGAAAUCCACAGCUAAAAGCAUAUCACAGGGAAGCAAAGAAAAUGGCGUCUGGUAGUGGUGUUGUUGGAUUUGUUGGCUUGGAUGAGUUGAGCUUGGAAAUGGCGGCUUCUCUUCUCCAUUCUGGUUACAGAGUUCAGGCUUUUGAGAUAGAGGGAGCUUUGCUGGAUGAUUUUUCAAGUAUUGGGGGUAACAAAUGUACCAGUCCUAGUGAAGUAGGGAAAGAUGUAACAGCUUUGGUUGUGUUAAUAUCUCAUGUGGAUCAAAUCAAUGACGUAAUAUUUGGUCAACAGGGUGCUUUAAAAGGGUUCCAGAAAGGGGCUACUAUCAUCAUACGCUCAACUAUUUUGCCAUCACAUGUCCAAAAUUUACAGAAACGUCUUAUAGAGGAUGGUGUGAUAGCUUAUUUAGUAGAUGCAUAUGUCUCCAGGGGAAUGUCUGAGGAUUUAAAUGGACAAAUUAUGAUUAGUUCCUCAGGAACAUCUGAAGCCAUUGCAAAGGCACAGCCUAUUCUCUCUGCAAUGUCUGAAAAGCUUUACAUUUUUGAAGGUGAAAUUGGUGCUGCAAGUAAAAUUAAAAUGGUGAAUGAGUUGCUUGAGGGCAUUCAUCUUGUUGCUUCAGUGGAAGCUAUCUCUCUUGGUGCUAAAGCAGCAAUUCAUCCAUGGAUAGUCUAUGACAUCAUUUCCAAUGCUGCUGGAAACUCAUGGGUUUUCAAGUAUCUUGUACCUCAGUUAUUAAGAGGUGAUACCAAGCCACAUUCCCUCGGUAUUUUGGUUCAUAAUUUGGGUAUUGUUUUGGACAUGGCUAAAUCUCUUACGUUUCCUCUUCCACUUUUAGCUGUUGCUCACCAACAGCUGAUUCUUGGUUCUACAUAUGUUCAUGGAGAUAAUAAUGAUAUCACAUUGAUUAAGGUUUGGGAAAAAAUACUUCAAGUAAAUAUUCAAGAUGCAGCUAAUGCAGAGCCCUACAGCCCUGAGCAAUUGGCACAUGAAAUUACUGCUAAAUAUGCUUCUGCGAAGCGAAUUGGUUUUAUCGGUCUUGGAGCAAUGGGAUUUGGCAUGGCAACGCACCUGCUGAAGUCAAAUUUCUGUGUCCUUGGUUAUGAUGUCUAUAAACCAACACUAAAUCGAUUUGCAAAUGCUGGUGGCUUGAUUGGCAACUCUCCAGCUGAAGUAUCCAAAGAUGUUGAUGUGCUUGUAGUCAUGGUUACAAAUGAAGCUCAAGCAGAGAGUGUCUUGUAUGGAGAUCAGGGAGCAAUUGAAGCACUUUCACCAGGAUCAGCUGUCAUCCUUUCAUCUACUGUAUCUCCUGGGUUCGUAAUCCAACUAGAGCGACGAUUGCAAAAUGAAGGCAAGGAUUUGAAAUUGGUGGAUGCUCCUGUUUCUGGUGGUGUUAAGAGGGCUUCUGAUGGAACACUUACGAUAAUGGCUUCUGGUGCUGAUGAAGCUCUUAUUUGUACUGGUGCAGUCCUUGCUGCACUAAGUGAGAAGCUCUAUAUUAUUAAGGGAGGUUGUGGAGCUGGAAGUGGUGUGAAGAUGGUUAAUCAGUUGCUUGCUGGAGUUCAUAUAGCUUCAGCAGCCGAGGCAAUGGCAUUUGGAGCUCGAUUAGGUCUUAAUACAAGGACGUUAUUUAACUUCAUAGCGAAUAGUGGGGGAACAUCCUGGAUGUUUGAGAAUCGUGUUCCACAUAUGUUGGACAAUGACUACACCCCAUAUUCUGCACUUGAUAUCUUCGUGAAGGAUCUGGGCAUUGUUUCUCGCGAAUGCUCAUAUCAUAAAGUUCCGCUUCAUAUUUCAACUGUUGCGCACCAACUGUUCCUAGCAGGUUCUGCUGCUGGUUGGGGUCGGCAAGAUGACGCAGGUGUAGUUAAGGUAUAUGAGACACUCACAGGUGUCAGAGUUGAAGGAAAACUUCCCAUUCUUAAGAAAGAAACUGUCUUGCAAUCUCUUCCAUCUGAGUGGCCCCUGGAUCUCAUUGAUGAUAUCCAUAGACUAAAUCAGAGUAAUUCAAAAACACUGGUCGUCCUGGAUGAUGACCCAACUGGAACUCAAACUGUUCACGAUAUUGAAGUAUUGACAGAAUGGAGUGUUGAGUCUCUAGUUGAUCAGCUGAGGAAAAAGUCUACGUGCUUUUUUAUUCUGACUAACUCCAGGUCAUUGAGUUCUGAGAAGGCCAGUGCACUGAUAGGAGAUAUCUGCAGAAACCUAAGUGAUGCAGCUAGAUCAGUUGAGAAUGUUGACUAUACCGUAGUUUUGAGAGGUGAUUCAACAUUGCGAGGUCAUUUUCCAGAGGAAGCAGAUGCAGCUGUUUCAGUACUUGGUGAGAUGGAUGCAUGGAUCAUUUGCCCCUUUUUCCUUCAAGGAGGCCGUUACACUAUUGAAGAUGUACACUAUGUUGCAGACUCUGAUCGGCUUUUCCCUGCAGGAGACACAGAGUUUGCUAAAGAUGCUGCUUUUGGCUAUAAAUCCUCCAACCUGCGAGAGUGGGUCGAAGAAAAAACUAAAGGCCGUAUUCCAGCUAAUAGUGUUACAUCUAUAUCUAUACAACUUCUAAGGAAAGGUGGACCAAAUGCUGUUUGUGAGCUUCUUUGUGGCUUGAAGAAGGGGUCAACAUGUAUAGUGAAUGCUGCAAGUGAAAGAGACAUGGCUGUAUUUGCAGCUGGCAUGAUCCAGGCUGAAUUGAAUGGGAAAUCAUUCUUAUGCCGAACAGCUGCUAGUUUUGUUUCUGCUCGAAUUGGUAUUGUUCCAAAAGCUCCAAUACUUCCCAAGGAUCUAGGAAUAAACAAAGACAGGAGAGGUGGACUAAUAGUUGUGGGAUCUUAUGUUCCAAAAACAACAAAGCAGGUUGAAGAACUUAAAAUACAAUGUGGUGGGAUAUUAAAAAUCAUUGAGGUUUCUGUUGAUAAACUUGCGAUGAAGUCUCCAUUAGAGAGGGAGGAGGAAAUUAAUAGAGCAGUUGAGAUGGCAGAUUUUUGCCUUACGGCUGGCAAAGACACAUUAGUAAUGACAAGUCGUCAACUCAUCACUGGAAAAACUCCUUCUGAAAGUUUGGAAAUCAAUUUUAAAGUGAGCUCUGCACUAGUGGAAAUUGUGCGUCAGAUAUCAACAAGACCUCGAUACAUCCUAGCAAAGGGUGGAAUCACGUCAUCAGACCUUGCUACAAAAGCUCUAAAAGCAAAAUGUGCCAAAGUAGCAGGACAAGCUCUGGCUGGUGUUCCCUUGUGGCUGCUAGGUCCUGAAAGUAGGCAUCCAGAAGUUCCAUACAUUGUUUUCCCAGGUAAUGUUGGCGACAGUAAAGCAUUGGCAGAAGUAGUGAAAUCUUGGGCCCGUCCUUCUAAACUUUCGUCGACAAAAGAGCUCCUUCUAAAUGCAGAAAAUGGUAAAUAUGCUGUUGGAGCAUUUAAUGUUUAUAAUUUGGAAGGAGCUGAAGCUGUUGUUGCUGCUGCAGAAGAAGAAAAAAGUCCUGCUAUUUUACAGAUACAUCCUAGUGCUUUGAAGCAAGGAGGAAUUCCCUUGGUUGCUUGUUGUGUCUCAGCUGCUGAACAGGCCAAUGUUCCUAUUACUGUUCACUUUGAUCAUGGGACUUCAAAGCAGGAACUUGUGGAAGCUCUUGACUUGGGAUUUGAUUCGGUGAUGGUAGAUGGUUCACAUCUUCCUCUCAAGGAUAACAUGUCAUACACAAAAUUUAUAUCCUCCUUGGCCCACUCAAAAAAUAUGCUUGUUGAAGCAGAACUAGGAAGGUUGUCAGGAACAGAAGAUGAUUUGACUGUUGAAGAUUAUGAAGCAAGACUGACUGACGUCAGUCAGGCUGAAGAUUUCAUUGAUGAGACUGGUAUAGAUGCUUUAGCAGUGUGCAUUGGAAAUGUACAUGGAAAGUACCCUGCCAGUGGCCCAAAUCUCAGGCUUGAUUUGCUCAAGGAUCUGCAUGCCUUGAGUUCAAAGAAAGGCGUUUUUCUGGUGCUGCAUGGAGCUUCUGGCGUACCCAAGGAGCUUGUCAAGGCUUGUAUAGAGCAUGGUGUGAGGAAGUUUAAUGUGAACACUGAAGUGCGCAAGGCUUACAUGGACGCGCUGAGCAACCCGAAGAAAGAUCUGGUUCGUGUUAUGGCUUCUGCAAAAGAAGCAAUGAAGGCUGUGAUUGCAGAAAAGAUGCAUUUGUUUGGUUCAGCUGGAAAAGCUUGAUUUCCCCCACUUUUUACAAGGAGUCCUAAUCUACAAAUAAUUGCCUGUGCCCCCAUUCAUGGUUCCAUGGUACUCCAUGAAGAUUUAUUUGAAUUAUGAACAACAUUUUUAUGCAAAUAUUGCAUAUGCAUGUGUGUUUAUACUGUAAGACUUAUUGAUGAUGCCUAAUAAAGAAAUAUUUCAGAUUUC